AUGCGGUCCUCAUCCAAAGCCUCGGUCCCGGCGACACUUGCCGUCCUCCUUCAUCUUGUUCCCAUUGCGACCGCAUGGCCAUUCGCCUUUGGCGCCAACCUCUUUGAGAGAUCAACAUGUGCUAAUCCUUGCGGAUGGGCUGGUCAGAUCUGCUGUAGUGCCAGCCAAGCUUGCGCUACCAACGCCGCCAACCAAGCAGUGUGCAUGGAUUCGGGCAGCGGCGGUUCAUGGGAAUACUUUACGACCACCAUUAUCGUGACUGAGGUGGACCGGUCAACAAUGACAUCCGUGUACAGCAGCUAUGUGCAGGGCCCGGCGCCGACAGCGACGGCAACGGGAACCUGUAAACUUGAACUGGGCGAGUCCACUUGCGGGCCGAUCUGCUGUGAUGCCGCUCAGGAAUGUGUGAAUGGCGAGUGUAUCACGGCCAGUUCGUCAGUCGCAGUGACGGGCGCCGAGGCCACCCCGGGCGUUCGAGCCACCACCAGCGGUGAGAGCACCGUGACUCAGACAGUCGUUCCGACCACCACGCAAGGGUUCAUCGCCCCCGUCGGCACCGACGGCGCAGAAUUGAUCGGGGUGAAGGCGGCCGGCAGUAGUGGUCUGAGCGGCGGUGCGAUUGCCGGCAUUGUCAUCGGUUCAAUCGUCGGUGCCAUUCUGCUCCUGCUACUCUGUGGGUGUAUAUGUUUCAAGGGUGCACUGGAAGGUCUGCUUGCAGCCUUGGGUCUUCGCAAACGCCGCAGACGCGAAACCACCGUCGUUGAAGAGCGCUAUUCCCACCACUCCCAUGGCAGUCGGCCUCCGCCGGCCAGACGCACCUGGUUUGGUGCAAAGCCCGGAGCUGCCGGUACCGAGAGCGAAGUGAGCGAGAAAAAGUCCAAAUUCAGCUGGGCCAAGAUUGCCAUUGUUCUUGGAGCUCUGGCACUGUGUCUAGGACUGAAGCGUCGCAAGGACCAGGACGACGAUGAUGAUAAGACGGACUACACCUAUCCCAGCUCAUAUUACUAUUACUCAGACUAUACUCGGAUGAAAGUUCUGGAGGACGAACGAGAGACACACGGCAAUCCCGCCGCUCUCGGAGAAGCUCGCGACGCUGAGAAGGAUCCAUUGGACAGGGGGGGACGCCUGAUCUGA
Penicillium oxalicum is the source of this 1134-nucleotide messenger RNA. RefSeq lists its product as uncharacterized. The record is from RefSeq and is a predicted model, not a curated record. The transcript is spliced from 2 exons. The coding region runs from base 1 to 1134 and encodes 377 amino acids. Lineage: Eukaryota; Fungi; Ascomycota; Eurotiomycetes; Eurotiales; Aspergillaceae.